Messenger RNA from Aspergillus brunneoviolaceus CBS 621.78, 1128 nucleotides. RefSeq lists its product as uncharacterized. The transcript has a single exon. The record is from RefSeq and is a predicted model, not a curated record. Bases 82 to 1062 code for a protein of 326 amino acids. NCBI's taxonomy places the organism in Eukaryota, Fungi, Ascomycota, Eurotiomycetes, Eurotiales, Aspergillaceae.
GUCAAGCUUUAAUCCUUGGCAACUUUAGGAGCUCUGAGGCCCUAGAUUUCAGAUCAUUAAUAUCGUUUCCGGGACUCUAUCAUGGCCUCUGUCAACUCAGCCGAUCCGACACCACCGACUGCUCUGGCGAAUUCCAAUCCUGAAUAUGAGGCCAACGUGGCCGACAUUGAAGAUGCGCUCAAGAACAGGAGAUUAACUCUCGUAUUUGGGACAGGGAUUUCUAUCAACGCCAUUAAAGACAGUACUGCUGGCGUGAGUGAUGAUGAGAAAUCCAGAAAGGCGGAUACUUUGAGGUGGAAUGCCUUAAUUUUAAGUGGACUUCAAUUCAUCGAAAACAAUCCUGAUUACAAAGCAAGUCUUACAAGAAGUGAGAUACAAGAGCUGGAUUGUUACAAAUCAUGCCUAUCAACGGAGGGGGUUGCUCUCGGCACAAUGUUACGUGCAGCCAUAUUUUUGAGAGCGAAACUAAAGGAACUCGGACGACUACAGGCAUGGUUCAAGCUUGAGUUCAGCGGACUUUAUGACAAAUUCAUUGGAGACAAUCCAAACCCUAUGCUCGAGAGCAUAAAGGAACUCAACAGGAAUCAUGCAAGGAUCAUGACAACCAACUAUGACGAUUUGAUCAGUCGACGUUGCGAUAAACAUGCAAUCAUUCCUGACGAGGAACAAAAGUUGAAGGACUUUUUUUCGGCCAAUUCGGAAUCGAGACGGCGAAUCUUGCAUAUCCACGGAAUUUGGAAUGACCCCAAAAGCAUUGUGCUGGAUGGUGUUAACUACUACAAAAUCACAACACACCCUUACCUUCAGCAUGCCCUUCAAACAUGCAUGGGCGGCACCGAAGUCCUAGUUUUUGUAGGAACUGGCGGAGGACUCGAUGACCCAAAUUUUUCUGGUCUUCUGCGCUGGGCAAAUGAGGUAGUUGGAGAGGAAAGAAGGCCGCAGUAUAUUCUACUUCCAGAUGGCCAAAAUAACAAACACAAAUCACUCCACGCCAUCCACUAUGGUGAUCAUUCCAGGCUGCCAGAAUUCUUGAAGGGGAUAGUUCGCAGAGUAACAGGGUAAGAUUGCUAUUUUUAGGUUUUUAAUUCAGGUGGGACGUGGCGGGUUUAUGAUUUUAAGUAGCCGCAC